Molecule: messenger RNA, 1179 nt
Organism: Blumeria graminis f. sp. triticale
Lineage: Eukaryota; Fungi; Ascomycota; Leotiomycetes; Helotiales; Erysiphaceae
Source: the annotation of a GenBank genome assembly
AUGGUACGCCACAAGAAAAACGGAUUCUCAUCCAAGCCCGGCAGGAAGAACAAUAACAAUGCUCCCAGAACAGGGGUUGUUUGCGACGGCAAAGGCCCUUCCCACACCUCAUUCAAGGCUGCUUGUUGGGACCUUGGACACUGCGAUCCUAAACGAUGCUCUGGAAAGAAACUUAUGAGGUUAGGCUUAAUGAGUGAUCUUCGCAUUGGACAGAAGCAUGCUGGAAUUGUCGUUAGCCCGAAUGCUAAAAAUCUCAUUUCACCAGCUGAUCGACAGAUUAUUGAACAAUUUGGUGUUGCUGUCGUCGAAUGCUCCUGGGCUCGAACUACAGAGGUACCUUGGACAAAGAUUGGUGGAAAAAAUGAACGACUGUUACCAUAUUUAGUAGCGGCCAACAACGUAAACUAUGGGAAACCCUGGCACUUAAACUGCGCAGAAGCCCUAGGAGCUGCAUUCUAUAUUUGUGGACAUACUGAAUGGGCUGAAGAGAUACUGGGCCAUUUCCCAUACGGCAAAGCGUUCCUAGAGAUCAACGCUUCGAUUUUAAAACGGUACGCGGCUUGCACUGAUGAGAUAGGCAUUAAGAAUGCCGAAAAGGCAUGGAUGUCAAAACUUGAAAAAGAAUAUACAGAACAAAGAGAGGGUGAUGAACUCAAAGAUAUGUGGGAAGGUGGAAACUUAAAUCAUAGAGCAGCGUUCAGCUCUGAUGAAGAUUAUGAUGAAGAUAAGGAUGAUGACGAUGACGAUGAUAACGAUAAAGAUGAGAUUGAUGGAAUAUUCUUGGGUCAGGAAAAAGUUAAAGCAGCUCCUAAUUACCAAGAUAGCUACGGAAGCAAAUCGGAAGAAGUACAGCUGGAUAAAGAUACAUCCUCCGACGAUGAAGAAGAAAUGGCUGAACUCCGACGAAGAGUACUAGCUUCAAAAUCGUUUUCUAAUCCUCUCACUCUUGGACAGAAAAAGCAACCCGAGAAGAUAUCUCGUCCAGUGUCGAGUAAACACUUGGAAAAAAAGCCUGACUCAGACAAUGAAAACGAUGAUCAUGAUGACGAUGAGUUUGAUAAUCUUUAUGAAGCUUCUCUUGUCAUGGGUCGCCCAGGAAAGCAGAUUUCAGGAAGAAAAGAGCAACCAGCCAGUGUAAGUUUCUCGAAAACUAUCACUAGGAUGUCUAGAAAGUUAUAG